This is a messenger RNA of Pteropus alecto (black flying fox), 2910 nucleotides long. It is a transcript of the gene FERMT1, whose product is annotated as fermitin family member 1. Lineage: Eukaryota; Metazoa; Chordata; Mammalia; Chiroptera; Pteropodidae. The record is from RefSeq and is a predicted model, not a curated record. The transcript has 14 exons. Gene Ontology annotation, cellular component: focal adhesion. Gene Ontology annotation, molecular function: integrin binding. Bases 16 to 2049 code for a protein of 677 amino acids. Gene Ontology annotation, biological process: integrin-mediated signaling pathway; cell-matrix adhesion.
CCUUCAUUUGCCACAAUGCUCUCAUCCAGUGACUUUGCAUCUGCUUCUUGGGAGCUCGUUGUCCGAGUUGACCAUCCAAAUGAAGAGGAGCAGAAAGACAUCACACUGAGGGUGUCUGGAGACCUGCAUAUUGGAGGAGUGAUGCUCAAGUUAGUAGAACAGAUCAACAUCGCCCAAGACUGGUCAGACUUUGCCCUUUGGUGGGAACAAAAGCAUUGCUGGCUUCUGAAAACGCACUGGACUCUGGACAAAUGUGGAGUCCAAGCAGAUGCAAAGCUGCUCUUCACCCCUCAGCAUAAAAUGCUUCGCCUGCGCCUACCAAAUGUGAAGACGGUGAGACUGCGAGUCAGUUUCUCUGCCGUGGUUUUUAAAGCUGUCAGUGACAUCUGCAAAACCUUGAAUAUUAGAAGAUCAGAAGAACUUUCCUUGUUAAAGCCUCCUGGUGACUACUUUAAAAAGAAGAAAAAAAAAGACAAAAAUAAUAAGGAGCCCAUAAUUGAAGAUAUUUUAAACUUGGAGAGUUCUCCAACAAUUUCAGGCCCACCAGUUAGUCCUGGGUUAUACAGUAAAACCAUGACUCCAACAUAUGAUCCUGUGAAUGGAACUCCAGCGUCAUCCACCAUGACUUGGUUCAGUGACAGCCCCUUGACUGAACAAAACUGCAACAUCCUCGCCUUCAGCCAACCCCCGCAGUCACCAGAGGCAUUGGCUGAUAUGUACCAGUCUCGGUCUCUGGUCGAUAAAGCCAAGCUCAACGCAGGUUGGUUAGACUCCUCACGUUCUCUUAUGGAACAAGGCAUUCAGGAGGAUGAGCAGUUGCUGUUACGAUUUAAAUACUACACUUUCUUUGAUUUGAAUCCCAAAUACGAUGCUGUCCGAAUAAACCAACUCUAUGAACAAGCCAGGUGGGCCAUUGUCCUAGAAGAAAUUGACUGCACAGAGGAGGAAAUGUUGAUCUUUGCAGCACUGCAGUAUCACAUUAGCAAACUAUCAUCAUCAGCCGAAAUACAGGAUUUUACAAAUGAGUCUGAGGUUGAUGAAGUAGAAGCAGCACUUUCUAAUUUGGAAGUGACCCUAGAAGGUGCAAAAGCAGACAACACGUUGGAGGACAUUACUGAUAUCCCUCAACUUGCAGAUAAUCUCAAAUUAUUUAGGCCCAAGAAGCUAAUAUUAAAAGCUUUCAAACAAUACUGGUUUGUCUUUAAAGACACAUCUAUAGCCUACUUUAAAAAUAAGGAACUUGAACAAGGAGAACCAGUAGAAAAACUAAAUCUUAGAGGCUGUGAAGUUGUGCCAGAUGUGAAUGUAGCAGGAAGAAAAUUUGGAAUCAAGUUAUUAAUCCCUGUUGCUGAUGGUAUGAAUGAAGUGUAUUUGAGAUGCGACCAUGAGAAUCAGUAUGCCCAAUGGAUGGCUGCCUGCAUCUUGGCAUCAAAGGGCAAAACCAUGGCAGACAGCUCCUACCAGCCAGAGGUCCUCAACAUCCUCUCAUUUCUGAGGAUGAAAAACCGGAACUCAACAUCUCCAGUGACUUCCAGUCUUGAAAACAUGGACAUCAACCCAGAAUGUUUUGUGUCACCUCGGUGUGCAAAAAAACACAAAUCUAAACAGCUGGCAGCCCGGAUUCUGGAAGCCCACCAGAAUGUGUCCCAGAUGUCCCUGGUCGAAGCCAAGCUGCGGUUCAUUCAGGCAUGGCAGUCUCUACCUGAAUUCGGUCUCACCUAUUACCUUGUCAGAUUUAAAGGAAGCAAGAAAGAUGACAUUCUGGGAGUUUCCUAUAAUAGGUUGAUUAGAAUCGAUGCCGCCACUGGAAUUCCAAUUACAACAUGGAGAUUCACAAAUAUGAAACAGUGGAAUGUAAAUUGGGAAAUCCGGCAGGUGGCGAUCGAGUUUGACCAGAACGUCUCCAUUGCGUUCACCUGCCUGAGUGCAGAUUGCAAGGUCGUGCAUGAAUACAUCGGUGGUUACAUUUUCUUGUCCACCCGCUCCAAGGACCAGAAUGAAACGCUCGAUGAGGACCUGUUCCACAAGUUGACUGGUGGUCAGGAAUGAAGCAAAGCCGGCCACCUUGGACUUACACACCAAGGGUGAGCUAAAGGCAGUCUUCCUUAGAUGAUGGGAUCCGUGGCUUGCACAGUGUGUGGGUUCCAGACUAACAGACAACCACAGGUCACCCCGAUCCUCACCUCAUUUCAAACACACUGCCUUGCACACUCCUUUCCUUACUUUGCCCUGUGCUACCAGCAGUGGAAUGAGCCUCAGUUUCCUUUUCUGUAAAAUGGGAGGGCGGGAGAAAAGGGAAUCUGCAAGUGUAUGGCUAGAAGUUGUCCUUGUGCAUAUCUGCUUUGUUCCUAAGUCAGUGUAAAAAAAAAAUAACAGAAUCUUUAAAAGCAUGAAUAUAGCAAGCAUAUAUUUUAUUCCACAAAAUCAGAUAUGAAAAGAAAUAGGUUGUUCCUUAACUGCUUUUAGUUCCCACCUUGUGAAAAUGGCAGGAGUGUACACAUAAACAUUUUCCCUGGAGGUCAAGGUAUGGAAGUGGUGAGGGCAGAGGUGGGGUUACCUGGCACCAGUUGGUUGCAAGGGGUCAAAACUGAUGGCCCUCAGUGUCAUCAGUCCACACUGACUUGCCAAAGUAACCAUUGACCCAUCUGGUCUUAGACAUUUCCUCUAAGGUUACUGCUGCCACCCACAAGUCCCAUUCCAUCCUGGGGAUCCCUCAGCCACCUUUAAGCCCUUCUCAAUGAUGUGGGUGACACGGGUCCAGGGAACCCAUUCCUCAACUCAGCUCCAUGUUCCACUGCUUCUACUCUGGGUCAGGGCUCAGGAAGACAGGCCCAAUUCUCUCUGUUCAUAAAACCACCUCCCCACAUCCAGACUUCCAAUGAGGUCCCCAUCCCAAAUGGUCAGAAAGAA